AUGGACCUGAUAUGCCGAAAACGGGCUGAGGGGCCGCCGGGAUCCUCCAAAAGCUUUGCCGUCGGCGAUGCUCGCUCAGAAGAGAGUAUGGAGUACGGAGUAUGGAGUCGAGAUACUGGCACAUCGACUGGCCUUGAUUUUGAUAAGUUGACCUCUUCAGGUUUUCUGCAUUCAAAUCUUAUCCGCGUUAUUCUUUGUUGUGCUCCGAGGUCCGCAGUUUCCGGCGCUUCAGUGGUGUAUCCAUACCGAGCUCUUGGUCGCUGCGCAGUGGAGUUACGAACCUCUCGCUGGGGGAAGUACAUCAAGCCCUGGCCCCUGUGGACAACGAACCCAAUCAAGCGACCGAAAAGCUGGGAACAACUCGACAAUCGACCUCCAACCCCGGUCAAGACAGAGGAUAACGUUGGACCGGAGCCUGGUACCCUGGCCGAACCGACAGACAAGGGGAGGAAUCGGCGGUCAAAAUCUCUGGAGUCCAAGGCACGUAUCUUUGGUGUCAGCAGAAUGUCACCGAUGGUACUCCGUAUACCCAAGCUGGGCACAGCGCAAAACCCUGAAUCCCGAAAGGCUUGGGCCGUCUUUGAGGCAGAGAUCUCUGACCGCCGCGUCAACCAAUCGACCCAUCAGCAGAGGCGGAGGCAGAGAGGCAGAGAAAAUGGCAUGAAGACGCUUGAGGGAGCUCCUCCACUAUCCUCCUCCACACUGAGCCUGGGGCCUAGUCGACGGCGACACACGGACCAGGGGAUGAGGUUAAGCUGCAUCUGGCGUAGAACGGGUCGCUGGGUAGGCAUUGCGUAG
This is a messenger RNA of Colletotrichum acutatum, 798 nucleotides long. RefSeq lists its product as uncharacterized. The transcript is spliced from 6 exons. The record is from RefSeq and is a predicted model, not a curated record. Lineage: Eukaryota; Fungi; Ascomycota; Sordariomycetes; Glomerellales; Glomerellaceae. Bases 1 to 798 code for a protein of 265 amino acids.